UACACACCUUGGGUUCAUUUUGACGGCUACCAAACUUUGUUGUGGUGGGCUGUAGAAAAAGCUACAGAAAUUGUUUGGUGUUUUCUCAACAGCGAAUUUCUUCACGAUGCCGAAAUAUUACUGCGACUACUGUGACACCUACCUAACGCACGAUUCGCCCAGCGUCCGGAAGACACACUGCACCGGCCGCAAGCACAAAGAUAACGUGAAAUUCUACUACCAGAAAUGGAUGGAGGAACAGGCGCAGCAUCUCAUCGAUGCAACAACGGCAGCGUACAAAGCUGGAAAGAUUGCCUCGAACCCGUUCACCACAGGGCCACCGAAGCCGAACAUUUCCAUUCCUCCACCUACCAUGAAUAUGCCCCCUAGGCCAGGCAUCAUUCCCGGCAUGCCGGCCGGCGCUCCGCCACUACUGAUGGGACCGAACGGACCGCUACCGCCACCGAUGAUGGGAAUGCGUCCUCCGCCGAUGAUGGUACCAACGAUGGGUAUGCCACCGAUGGGAUUAGGGAUGCGUCCACCGGUAAUGAGUACCGCACCGCCACAGCUUAAUCCGAAAAGCUAAGCCUGUGGUUACUGUCGUUUUAUUGCGUUCUUCUUCCGUAAGGUGUAAUUGUGUAUUGAUAGAAAAUACGAAAAUAUAACGAAUAUGUGAGCAGAUACGAUAAUUGUAAUCGAUCUUGUGUGAAAAUAAUGUAGCAAGCGUACUAACUGGAAUCCCGAAAUUGUUCCCUGUGGUCUUCCACGUUCCAGUCGAAUAAACCGACUACGAUGAUCUAGUACAAUGCCGCCCGAAAA
Molecule: messenger RNA, 798 nt
Organism: Anopheles funestus (African malaria mosquito)
Lineage: Eukaryota; Metazoa; Arthropoda; Insecta; Diptera; Culicidae
Gene: snRNP-U1-C
Product: U1 small nuclear ribonucleoprotein C
Exons: 1
Coding region: 107-565 (152 amino acids)
Biological process (GO): mRNA 5'-splice site recognition; mRNA splicing, via spliceosome; spliceosomal snRNP assembly
Cellular component (GO): U1 snRNP; nucleus
Molecular function (GO): pre-mRNA 5'-splice site binding; zinc ion binding
Source: RefSeq, a predicted model, not a curated record